AUGUCCGCCGGCGGCGGCGUUGCCUGCCAGCGCGCAGUGGACAUGUCGUCCGACGCGGUGGCCGCCAGGAAGGGCCGGCUGAAGCAGCGCUACGACAACGAGUUCCGCCUCGUCGCAGGGUGCGUGCCGUACCGGGUGAACAAGAAGGACGACGAGGUAGGCAACCCGUGCAGCAGCCUCGGCGUCGGCGAUGACACGGCGGAGGUGGAGGUGCUCAUGAUCUCCACGCCUAACCGGACCGACAUGGUCUUCCCCAAGGGCGGGUGGGAGGACGACGAGGACGUGUACCAGGCGGCGUCCCGCGAGGCCAUGGAGGAGGCCGGCGUCAAGGGCAUCAUCAACAGGGCUGCCUUGGGCCACUGGGUGUUCAAGAGCAAGAGCAGCCAGAACAGCACCAGCCCCAGGGGAGCCUGCAAGGGCUACAUCUUCGCCAUGGAGGUCACCGAGGAGCUGGAGACGUGGCCGGAGCAGGACACACACAACCGCCGAUGGGUCUCUCCCGCCGAAGCCUACCAGCUCUGCCGGUACGACUGGAUGCGGGAGGCGCUCACCGCGCUGCUGGACAGGCUGUCGGUGCUCGAGCCGGUGGCUGCGGUGGCGGCGGCGGCCACACCGGAGCUGAGCGACCAAGCUGGCAUGUACAUGAUGCUCCAGACGUCCUCGGACGGCGCGGUGGCGCUUUGCUAG
Messenger RNA from Miscanthus lutarioriparius, 687 nucleotides. The record is from the annotation of a GenBank genome assembly. NCBI's taxonomy places the organism in Eukaryota, Viridiplantae, Streptophyta, Magnoliopsida, Poales, Poaceae.